This is a messenger RNA of Vigna unguiculata (cowpea), 717 nucleotides long. RefSeq lists its product as uncharacterized. The record is from RefSeq and is a predicted model, not a curated record. Lineage: Eukaryota; Viridiplantae; Streptophyta; Magnoliopsida; Fabales; Fabaceae.
UUGUCCCCUCACAAUUAUCAAUAUUCAAAUUCAAACUCACUUUAACCCUCUUUUAAUAGAGCAGAGAACAGAGUGAGGAAGCGUGGAGAAAUAACUCAAUACAUGGCUGCAUUGCAGAAGUUCAGACUGUUUGCAACGCCGUGUGGAGUGGGGCAAAGCCCGACCCAAAGCCCAAGGACGAGCCCGUUGGUUCAGUUCCGGCGGCCCAAAACUUCCCUGCGUAGUCUUCUUAGCCUGAACCGGUCACCUCGGCGGGCCGUGGAGAAGGAUUCCAUGCGGAGACACUCCCUGAAGGACCUCUUUGUGUCCUCGCCGCCACGAGAGGAGCACGUGCACGAUCACGAUCACGAAACUACUCCAAUGUUGGCUUCCGUUGCGGCCCCGCAUUCUUGGAGUAGCGAACCCGGUUCAACGAACUCGCCUUGGACCGGUUUUCGUUGCAGGUCGUUGUUGAAAAGGAAAUAUUGGCGUCCUCUCCUCCUCACCAUUCCCGAAUGAUCUGAUCUAUUCAACCAAUUUCAUCGUACCACUCACUUCCCUUUUGCCCCAUAUCAAAGUUUUGCUUCUCUAUUUAAGACUCCUUAAAUAUAAUUUCAUUUUAUCUUGGUUAUGGUAUUCACUCUUUUGUGAUAUGAGAAAUCAUUUACAUUGUCACUUCACGUGUAUCGGUCUCUUAGAUUGAAAUGGAUGUUAAUAAAUUAAAAUUUUUUGUCUCGA